UCCUGCGAGAACCAGACACCGGGACGCUCCACCUCACUGGGACCAUUUCUGGGCUGUUCUGCUGCUUGUUUUUGACAUUUUUUGCAACAACAACAACAACAACAAAAAAACUGGACAACUCUUCACAUCAUGAAGGAAAGGAGAAAUACACAACCGCUGGUCGUGAGAUGUAAACUGGUUCUUGUGGGAGACGUUCAAUGCGGAAAAACGGCGAUGUUGCAAGUCCUGGCGAAGGAUUGUUAUCCAGAGACCUACGUGCCCACGGUAUUUGAAAACUACACAGCCUGUCUGGAGCUGGAGGAGCAGCGAGUGGAGCUCAGUCUGUGGGACACUUCAGGUUCUCCAUACUACGAUAAUGUGAGGCCCCUGUGCUACAGUGACUCAGAUGCAGUUUUGCUGUGUUUUGACAUCAGCCGCCCAGACACUGUGGACAGCAGUCUGAAGAAGUGGAAAACUGAGAUCCUGGACUUCUGUCCCAGCACACGUAUCCUGCUCAUUGGCUGUAAGAUUGACCUGCGCACAGAUGUCUGCACGCUGAUGGAGCUGUCCAAUCAGAAGCAGACUCCCAUCACCUAUGAGCAGGGCUCUGCUAUGGCCAAGCAGCUGGGUGCAGAGACUUACCUGGAGUGCUCGGCGUUCACCUCGGAGAAGAGCAUCCACAGUGUGUUCCGCACGGCAGCGAUGGCGUGCAUCAACAAGCUGCAGCCUCUCCCGAAGCCCAGCCCCACCCGCCGCCUCUCCAAAAGACUUCUCCACCUGCCUAGCAAGUCGGAUUUGCUCUCCUCCACCUUCAAGAAGGAGAAGGCCAAGAGCUGCUCAGUCAUGUGAGUGGAGACCUCUUGGGUUACAGUCCUCACACGCGACUCCCAGCCCCUGCCUCUUUGGUCUCGGGGAAGGGGGGGUGGGCAUGAUGGUUUUAUCAGGGCUUCCUGCUGAAUCCUUCCCUCACCCCCCCGGAAACCAAACACCGCUCAGAGGAGGUGGACACCACGCUGUCCACUUGCUCCUGAACCUUUUAGCGCACAUCCAUCUUUUCCCACUACUGUUUAUCUUGCUUUCAAACAAACAAUAUCAGUCAAGGUUUGAUCAUCGAGCUAUCAUUUUUUCACCUGUAAACAGUAUGCAACUACAAUGGUGUUACAUCUGUCUGAUUUUACUAUCUCUAGGCACAUGUUGAUUUUGUCCAAAUUGGAAAUGUGCAACGUGUGACGUUUAAUCUUGUGAUGUAAAUGCCUCUCAGACAAUUCAAUGGAUAUUUUUCUAAGUACAAAAAUAAAUCUAGCAUGAAACCGUCAGGAAUUAGCAAAAUCCUGUACAUCCCUCUUAGUAAGGUGUGUGAGGUGUGAAAUAGCUUGUCGCUGUUGUCCCCAUUUAGGCUUGUCAAAGCACCGAGACGCAGAGGGAGCAGUGGGACAAACCACAGUGAGAGCUAUUACAUAGAGAGCUGCUCUUGUUGUCUCGGUGAUGAUGAGAGCAGGGAUAAGAGCUGUGAGCGCAGGCUGCUGUGCAGACGACAGUCUAGACUAUAUCAACCUGCAUGGAUUGUUGAUGCAUGGUUGUGUAGCUCCGGACAGCGCUGCUCCACUGGCUUUCAGUGGACUAAAUGGAGGAGGCUGAAGAGGCUCUGUGUGUGUACAAAAUGACCUCAGAAAUGAGGACACACAAAAAAAAAAUAAAGGGAAGAUUAGCUGUGCUUCCGGUGUCUCAGCCCUCAGAGUUGGAGUCUAUUUUGAAAAACUAUCUCAGUGAUGGGACAGACACAUUUUAACAGAUGAGACCCUUGUUGUUGUUGUUGUGACCAGGAGCAUAAACUCAAACGGCUCAACGCUGGUCUGCGGAGUGUUAUUUAUGUGGCUGGUUAUCCAUGCCAGUCAAAGUGUUAUGAGGCAUAUUUAAAAAGCAUAAGAUAACGCCUACCUAAUUCAGGCUCACUGCUAAUGGGAGAAUCUGGUUUGUAGUUUCAAAAAUUCCUGGGAAGAUUUGUAGCAUUGCAUUGUUGACAGUUUUUCAACAAUUCUCAAAUGGUAUGCAGUUUUGAAAAAUGCCUUUCAUAUCAUUUUCCCAGAAGUCACUGAGAUUUUUUGACUACUGUAAUAUGCCUGUGGAUUUCUCUCAUUUGCAUUAAUCCAAUGUAGCACUCCCAACCUGACUAUUCUUCCAAGAUGACUCUAGUUUUUGUGUCAUACCCUCUUGUUAAUCUAUUGACCUCCAAUAAGCAGCACUUACUGUAGGUUACUAUGACUAGGGAGCAAAAAUUGGACCCUUUUCUGAGCUUAAAUCUUUGGCUUCAUGGUUAUGUGUGUGUGCAGCCUUGAUCUCUGUGCUUCUAACCAUAAAGCAAUAACGAUUUAAGUGCUUGUGAUGCAAGGUAACCAGUGUGGCAAUAAAAACGCAGCUUUGUGAUUACUGUCAUGCUAUAAGUGCUCCAUGGACAUCCACGUUAUAGACUGAAACCACCUCUGCUGUACAAAGAGGCUGCUGAUGUGUGUUUGCCCCUCCUCCUCCGUGUAAGUAGCCACUGGUGUAUAAAAUAACCAAUGGUGACGUUGUGCUAGGAAAAAAGAUCAGAGUUUGUGAAUAAUAGGAAGCAAUGGUCUUUGAGUUGGAAAUGCUAGACUUUGCUGUCAACUUUACAUAAUCAUAAUAAUAAAAAAUAAAAAAAUAGCAUUGAGGCAGCAGGACUUGCUUGAAUUGCUUGUGUGAGUUAAAAUUGGAAAUGUACUUCGAAAGUCUCGCAAUCAUCUUGUAAAAAGGGCUAGUGUGUGUGGGGGGGGGGGAAGGAAAUGAUGUGGGACUAAAGGAGAACAAGUAAUCAAAAUGCACAGGCUGGCCCUGUCCAAAGAAAGCUAUUUUUCCAUUCUUCUUCUUCUUCUUUUUUUUUUUUUUUUUUUUUUAGCAUGAUGUGAGUCCCAGUGUUGUUUUGGAAAUAUCUUCCUGAAAAUGGUUGUAGCGUCUUUAUGGAGCUGUGGACUGCCCCUGGUAGUCGGAGGAACUUAAAGUGGUGAUUUGCACAAAGGCUUCCAGUUCAUGUUCACACACCAAAUUCCUCAGCAUUGCCUAGCAACAAUUCAGCGUAGGAAACACAGAGACUGGCUCUUGGGUUGGUUGUGUAGACAGAGACGGUUGGCUCACAAGCAGACAUCCCCACAUUCAUUAUUACAGCAUCAGUUCUACGUUUAUUACCAGGCUCGGUUCGAAAAGGAAAAAAACAAAACAAAAAAAAAAAAACAUUUCUUGAUAUGUUUCUUUGGGUUUUGGGAUGUGAUGCCGGGCCUUGUGACGAUGGGACUGACAGGCGGCUCACGGACCAUGUCAGUUAAUAUGCAGCCUUUGUGUUGUAGUCAGUGUGUGGUACAAUGGUGCAGUCAAACUCCUAAGCAUGUCCUAUUAAAGUUGUAUGAUUGUACAUACCGUCUCUUGUUUUAUAAUCAUUGUAAGAUAUCUUCAAAGAUGUCACAUGAAAAUAUUGUUGAUGUGAGUAUUUAUUUGGUAGCUAUUUUUGCCCUUUUUUUUUUUUUUUUUUUGAUCUACAUGUACAUUUGUUUAAGAUCAAUUUUGGAAAUUUUACUUUUUUUUUUUUUUCUUUUUUGUUUGUUUUGUUAUUUUGUUUUUCUGCUGUGUUAAAUAAAGCUUGCCCUGUCUGGCACCCUCAA
Molecule: messenger RNA, 3653 nt
Organism: Seriola aureovittata
Lineage: Eukaryota; Metazoa; Chordata; Actinopteri; Carangiformes; Carangidae
Gene: rnd1b
Product: Rho family GTPase 1b
Exons: 5
Coding region: 130-828 (232 amino acids)
Biological process (GO): small GTPase-mediated signal transduction
Molecular function (GO): GTPase activity; GTP binding
Source: RefSeq, a predicted model, not a curated record